Messenger RNA from Paramecium octaurelia, 236 nucleotides. The record is from the annotation of a GenBank genome assembly. NCBI's taxonomy places the organism in Eukaryota, Ciliophora, Oligohymenophorea, Peniculida, Parameciidae.
AUGAACUCUGCCACAUAUAUUAGUUUAAUGAUCAACAAUUCUUAAUAGUGGGGUAACUAUCAUUAUCAUACCUACAAGCAAGUCAACAAUAUGUGCUAGAAAACAGAUCCUGGAACACAAUUAUUACAUAGGUAAAGAAACACAUGAUUGAAUACCAGCAGAUUUAGAGAGGUAAUAUAAAAUAAAUAUCUAAAGAAUGUCUGAUACAGCAGCGAAAUGUUAAAAAUUAAGCAUGA